CCUUCCUAGAGUGUACCGGAGGAUUAGUCCGGCCGCCGCUCUGCGCCGCCCGCCCGCCCGGGGAUCAGGCUCGGGGGCGGAUUUAGAGCGCACUCUCGGGCUGGAGCCGGAGACGUGGGGAGCGGGCCGUCAGUCCCCGACGGGACUUGGACGCUCCUCCGAGCGCGGCCGCCACCCCGCUCCUCGUCCUUCACCUGCGGCCAACCUCGGGCGGCUACUUCCUGCCGCUCACCUGGGCUGUGCUCGUCUGGCUGAGCUCACCUGGGCGGUGCUCACCUGGGCCGCGCUCUACUGCCUGCCGGCGCCGGGGAGGGGGCCCCCCCGGAGGCUCCUCUGUCCAAGAUGAAGGACCGGCUAGAGCAGCUGAAGGCUAAGCAGUUAACAGAAGAUGAUGCUGACGAUGAGGUGGAGAUCGCCAUUGACAAUACGGCCUUCAUGGAUGAAUUCUUCUCAGAGAUUGAGGAAACGCGGCUCAGCAUCGACAAGAUUGCAGAGAACGUAGAAGGAGCUAAGAAACUUUACAGCAUCAUCCUGUCAGCGCCAAUCCCAGAACCAAAAACAAAGGAUGACCUAGAACAGUUAACAGCAGAGAUUAAGAAAAUGGCCAAUAGCGUCCGGAACAAGCUAAAGAACAUGGAGAGGCACAUUGAGCAAGAUGAGGUGCGGUCGUCGGCAGAUCUUCGGAUACGGAAAUCCCAGCACUCUGUCCUCUCCCGGAAGUUUGUGGAAGUGAUGACGAAGUACAAUGAAGCCCAGGUGGACUUCCGAGAACGCAGUAAAGGGCGCAUCCAGAGGCAAUUGGAAAUCACUGGCAAGAAAACCACAGAUGAGGAAUUGGAAGAGAUGCUGGAGAGCGGAAACCCAGCCAUUUUCACUUCUGGGAUCAUUGACUCUCAGAUCUCUAAGCAAGCCCUCAGUGAGAUCGAAGGACGACACAAGGACAUCGUCCGGCUCGAGAGCAGCAUCAAGGAGCUACACGACAUGUUUGUGGAUAUCGCCAUGCUAGUGGAAAACCAGGGAGCCAUGAUUGAUCGCAUUGAGAACAACAUGGACCAGUCAGUGGGCUUCGUGGAGACUGCUGUGGCCGACACCAAAAAGGCUGUGAAAUUCCAGAGUGAAGCUCGGAGGAAGAAGAUUAUGAUCAUGAUUUGCUGCAUUAUCCUGGCCAUCAUCUUGGCCUCCACCAUUGGGGGCAUCUUUGCCUGAAAGCCCACUUUGACCUUGACCACCUGCCUCAGGUGAGUCCUCUCGGAAGAGAGUGGAGAAGCAGCCUCCCUUGCUGUGACUGGACAAGCUGGACUUUGUUUGGCUGGACGGUCCAGCGGCAGGGUUACCAUUAUGUGAGACAUCAUGGGAAUGCAGGCUGUGUCUGGGCAUGGAACCUGGUUCCUGGGUCCUUGGAUAUCCCCAUAACUUUGGAUAUUCGUAGAAGGAUGCCUUGAUGUGGGUGGGCUGCUGUUAGGAGGGGAUAAUCAAGCAAUCAGCCAGCAAUUAUUCAGUGUUUACUAAAUGGGGAAACAUUCCAGGUGCUGAGAAUACCAAGACAAAAAUGAAAGUCCCUGCCCUCCGGGAACCUACUACUGAUUGUUAGAAAAAUCUUUCAAAUGGGAGAAAAGGCAGGACUGGAGAGGAUGAAAGAGUGAUACAGUCUGGGUUGAGGUGUGGGGGAUGGUGGAGACAGAUGCCAGGUGGCCACGUGGUCCAUGGAAGAGGGCAUCACUGAGAUCAGCGUUGAGCUUCAACGUCCAGGCCUACUAUCCAGGUGCCCUGGGUAAAUCACCCCUGGGCCUUCUUCCCGCUUACAAAAUGAUGAUUCUGUUUCACUCAGUGAGCACUACGGAAGCAGGUGGGUGGCGGGACAAAAGUGAAAGCAAUUCUUGUCCUCAAGGUGCUUACUUUCUCCCAAGGAGAGAGUUCCAGCCUAGUGGGGGAGGGUAGCACUUACUUCCUCAUCAAAAGAGAAAGGCAAGAGGAGAGGUGGCCAGCUCUGUCAAGUACUUUGAACUCCUGGGAAGAAAGGCCUGAAGUAGGCCCGGGAUGGCAUUUUAACUCCUGCCAGAAAAAGGUUCUCACUGAGGGACAUUUCGUAGGGUUGAGAAUAAAGUGUUAUUGAAUCAAUCCCACCCAAUGGGCUGACAUUGCUUGGGUGUUUUGUGAUCUUUCCUACCAUCUUUGCUACUUUUUUUUUUCUAGACAGAUCCUGGAUUAACAUUUCAGUUCCUCUUUCCAACCUGGCGGUGCCAUCCCUCCACUGCAGAUUUCUCGGCUACUUCGCCUCUCCUUUGAGAAGUCCCAGUUGUCGUCACUGGACAACCACCAGCCAAAUGCCUACCUUUUCAUUUUAUAUCUUCUUAGAAGCAUGGAGGGCCAGGGUUCAAAAACCCAUGGGACUCCACAUGGGGAACUGGCGGGCAGGGGGGUUGAGGGAAAAGUCAAUCAAGUUGGUUGAAGAAUAGGAGUUAAUAGUGUAAAUGAUCAGUGGGAGGGAUAGGCAGUUAGGCCCAAUAAGAAAGGACAGACGGGAAUCUGGAGAGAUAUAUGAGCUAUACACCUUUUAUGUUCUGGGUCAAAUGCCGGCCUUCCCAACAGCUCCAACUCAAGAGAACCUUGAUACCAUGGAAAGAGGACUUGCUACUGGUGAUCUUGGGCAAAUCGCUCCUUCCUUGGAUCUCAGUUUACUCAUUCCUAAAAUGAAGUCCUCUGAGGCCCCUUCCAGCUCUUGGUCUAUGUAUGAUCAAUCUGGGUUAACUCUGUUUAGGGUAAUUAUUAACCUCCUCUCACUAUCUUCUACCUCUUUCCCAGGGCGAGCUUGUUCCAGGUAAUAAUGUGAGUCAAAUAGAAGGAAUUCUUUACAAAGGUGGUAUUUGCUGCCCACUCUAUCUUUCGAUUAGGGAGUAUGCCCCCAAGCCAAUCUAGAAGAUGAAGAGACUGAGUUUCCACCUCUUUGAUGUUGUUAAGGCGGUGUUAGGGGGAUGGCGUUGCUAUUUAGUUAACUGGGAACACGGUGUUCCUGCGUAUCAACAGGCACGUCACCGAACCAACCCACAUCUGAAGGGGGUGCACUAGGUCCUUUUCCUAAAGGUGGAGAUGGAUUCACAUUGAUCUGCAAUAACCUAUUGCUGGAUAGUGUGGUGACUGGAUAGAAUGAAAGCUUGGAAGUCAGGAGCAAGUAGGUGUGAAUCCUCUUGUAGAAACUUAUUAGCGUGAGGAUCUUGGGCAAGUUACGACCUUUCUGGAUCCGUUUCCUCAUCUGUAAAAUGGAGGGGCGAGGUGGACUAGACGGCCUCUGGUCUCUUCCAGAUAAAAAUAACUGUAUGAAACCGUGAUCUAUAAUCCUAUGGCACCCCCUUGUGACUAAUGGCCCUUUUAGAAAAUGGCUGCCUGUUGGUGGGGUAGGGCUUUUUAGUGCAUGGGCAGCUAGGUGGCCAAGUGCCUGGGCCUGGAGCCAGAACAACUGAGCUUCCUGAGUUCAAAUCUGGCCU
Molecule: messenger RNA, 3482 nt
Organism: Phascolarctos cinereus (koala)
Lineage: Eukaryota; Metazoa; Chordata; Mammalia; Diprotodontia; Phascolarctidae
Source: RefSeq, a predicted model, not a curated record